AUGGCAGUAGCUCUUGUCUCAGUUCCAACAGCUCACCAAACCCUUUGCACUCAACGCUCAUUUACUAACAGCAACUCAUCGUUUCACAGCUAUACAACAACUCUCAUCAAGUACUCAUCUAAGCCCAUCAUCAUCCCUCUUUGUUCUUCCUCUACUUCUUCAACUUCUGUUGUAGAGGAUGCUCCCCCUCCUCCUUCAUCAGAUGCUCUUCCUGCCACCGAAGGUGUUGACAAGCUCCCUCUUAGUGGUUGUAAGGGAUGUGGGAGAGAGGAAAUAGAGAAGGGAUGCAAUGGAGAGGGAAGAAUUCAAGGUGGGAUAGCAACCAUUCCUGGGUUCGGUUGGUGGCCGAUAAAGGCUUACAGACCCUGUCCCGGAUUUUUAGCUUCUGGUGGCAGGUAUAGGCGACAAGGCCAAAGCAUGGAUGAGGUUGCCUUUGGAAGGGGGCAGAAAGAAACAACUAGGGAUCAUCUCAUUUCUCUCCAAAUCUCUUCUACAUCUGCACAAAAUGAAAACAGGGAGAUGGCAACUUAA
This is a messenger RNA of Dovyalis caffra, 531 nucleotides long. NCBI's taxonomy places the organism in Eukaryota, Viridiplantae, Streptophyta, Magnoliopsida, Malpighiales, Salicaceae. The record is from the annotation of a GenBank genome assembly.